CAAUCACAGGAAAGUCAUUCUUUUACUUCUAGACCGUCCUCUAUCUGAUCUCUAACUCCCUUUUACCUCAUCAUUCUCUUGAUGGAGAGAGAGAGAUGGGUGACAUUGAUGUUGAUUUUUUCCUGGAGACCUUGAAGAAGCUUAUAAUGAGCUCCAAGGUUGAAUCAAUCCUAAAAGAGAACUAUCAGUUUGAAUCUCUUGGGGAGGUGAUAAAGUAUAUGAGAGGAUUCCUCAAGGUUACGGAGAAGAAACGCAACAAGCAUUUAAAAGUGAAAAAUCUGGUGAGGCAGAUCAAAGCCGUGGUAUCUGAGGCAGAGAACAUCAUUGAACUCAUUGUAGUUGAAGGUUUCAAGGCUAAAUAUCAGCAUCAUCUUCCCCUUGACAUUGAAAGUGUCAAAAUGAAGAUCAAGACUCUUACGGCUGAGGUAAAACAGGUUUACGACGAGAAUAUGUAUGACAUUAAUGGAGUAGCAGGCGAAAAACUCAAGCACUCUUUUUCCAAAAGUGAAGGAAGUUCAAGUUCAUCAGAUAAAAAAAAGAAAAAGAAAAAGAAAAAGAAAAAAAAAGAUUCAUUGGGAUGGAGCAACACAUGCAAAGUGGAAGAAGAGAAGGUGGUGGUUGGUUUCAAGGAGGAGGUAGAGACAUUAUCAGGAAGGCUUGAUGACUGUGGAGAGGGCGGACGGCAGGAGAUAAUAUCAAUGUUCGGUAGAGCUAGAGGCAGCAAAACCACUUUUACCAAGGAAGUGUACCAGCAUCCUUGGACAUCAGAUCCCUUUGAAAUUCGUGCAUGGGAAAAUGUUCCUUGUCAUGAUGUUGUAACUAUGAAGUGGAAUUUGUUGAUUCGUAUUUCGGAAUUAGCUUCCCCAAACAAAUAUGGAGAUUACGAGAAGAGUAGUGAGGAAAAAUUGGGAGAAGACACGCACAAAUGCCUGAAAGGUAAGAAAUAUCUCCUUGUCGAGGAUUACAGAUGGCACUAUGAGGACUGGGAUUAUAUCCAAAGAUCACUCCAUGAGGAAUGCAAUGGCAGUAAAAUGUUCAAUAGUCGACUAGUUGAACCUACUUACAUCCACUGUGACCCUCGCCAUUUGGUUGCCUUAUCAAAAUGUUGCAGUUUGACGUUGUCACAAGAGAAGGAUACCUUGAAGCAGCUUAUAAUGAGUUCCAAGGUCGAAUCAAUUAUAAAAGAGAUGCAUCAGCUCGAUUCUCUAGAGGAGGAGAUAAAGUAUAUUUGGCAAUUUGUCGAGGUUACGGAGAAGAAACACGAGCAUUCAAAAGUGAUGAAUCUGGUGAGGCAAACCAAACACGUGGUAUUCGAUGCAGAGAAUAUCAUAGAAUUGUUUGUAGUUCACGCAUUCAAUGCUUAUCAAAAUCAGGUUCAUCUUUUCCUUGACCUUGAAAAUGUCAAAAAGAAGAUCAAGACUCUUGCAGCUGAGGUAAAGAAAAUGUACGAUGAGAAUAUGUGUGACAUUAAUGGAGUAGCAGGCAAAAAACUCGAGCACACUUUUUUCAAAAGAGAAGGAGGUUCAAGUUCAUCUAGAGGGAGCAACACAUCCAAAGUGGCAGAAGAGAAGGUGGUGGUUGGUUUCAAAGAGGAGGUAAAGACAUUACUGGGAAAGCUUCAUGACAAUGGAGAGGGUGGACGACUGGAGAUAAUAUCAAUCGUUGGUGCAGCUGGAGGUGGCAAAACCACUUUGGCCAGAGAAGUGUAUGAUCAUCCUUUGACAUCACAUACCUUUGAAAUUCGUGCAUGGGUCAAUGUUUCUCAAGAUUAUGAUACGACUAUGAAGAGGAAUUUGUUUAGUCCUAUUUUGGAAAUAGCUUCCCUGAAAAAACAACGAGAUUACGAGAAAAUUAGUGACGAUAAAUUGGGAGAAGACACGCAAAAAUGCUUGAAGGGUAAGAAAUAUCUUAUUGUCAUGGAUGACAUAUGGGGCACUCAAGCCUGGAAUGAUAUCCAAAGAUCACUCCCUAAGGAAUGCAAUGGCAGUAAAGUGUUGUUCACUAGUCGAGAACCUAUUGAACCUAAUAGCAUCCACUGUGUCCCUCAUUAUCUGGCUUCCUUACCAGACAGCUGCAGUUGGGAGUUGUUACAGAAGAAGGUAUUCGGAAAGAAAUCUUGCCCACCGGAGUUGGUUGGCAUCGGGGAGCAUAUAGCAGAAAAAUGUAAUGGACUACCACUCGCGAUUAUCGCAAUAGCUGGGAUUCUUGCAAUGGAAGACAAGACAUUGUACGUGUGGGAGGAAGUUUCUAAACGUUUAAGUUCAAUCAUUGCCAACCAAGACUACUGUAUGGAGAUACUAGAACUUAGUUACAAUCACCUACCUCUUCAUUUGAAAGCGUGUUUUGUCUAUAUUGGAGGAUUCCCCGAAGAUUCUGAAAUCCUCGUACGCGAGUUGAUAUGGUUAUGGAUCGCGGAGGGAUUUAUUCAGCAAAGUGAAGGGGAUAAAAGCUUGGAGGAUGUAGCAAAAGAUUAUUUAAGCAGUCUUGUUGAUAGAAGUCUCGUAACGGUAGCUAGGAAAAGGUCAUUUGGAGGAAUUAAAGCAUGCCAUAUCCAUGAUCUUUUGCGUCAAUUAUGCUUGAAAAAAGCCAAAGAGGAUAAUUUCCUUCAGCAAAUUUACUGGGAUGGUAAUUUUUCACCUUUUGGUGCAACUAAGCACCGUCGCCUCUUCAUUAGCAACCAAUUGUUUCCUAAGUUUUCUGUAGGGCCUUUAACUCAAAACCUUCGUUCUUUUUUGUGCCUCAGCUUGCAAAAAUCCACUCUAUCGUGUGAAACGGAUCUGUCAUUCUUUGCUGAUAACUUUGAACUUCUUAGGGUGUUGUGUUUUAUAUCCGCUAAAUGCCAAGGAAAAAUAGGAAGAAUGUAUCAUUUGAGAUACUUGGCCCUUCAUUUACCAAAGGUCACAUUGGACUUUGAAUCGCCAAUUUCCCACCUCUUCAACCUAGAAACCCUUAACCUUCGGUUGGCUUACUCGUCUUGGGAAACCAUUCUAUUGCCUCGCGAUAUAUUUAAGAUGGUUAAGUUGAGGCAUUUGUAUGCUAAAAGAGGGGUAUUCAAAUAUCAUUUUAACUGCCUUUAUCCUAAUGCAGCAGCUAGAAUUGGUUUUGAUUGUUCGUCCAAGUUGGAUAGCCUACAGACCUUGCAUCCAAUAUGUCCUUGUGAGCAGUGCCAAAAUUUCUUCGUAAGGACUCCCAAUCUUAGGAAGCUAGGAUUUUUUGGAGAUCUAAUAUCCAAUGAUUCUGUUUUGAUGCUCCCCGACCUAGAGUUCUUGAAAUGCCUUGAGACACUCAGUUUUUGCAACAGCCGUUACCCGGCCAGGGCAACUUCCCUUCCUCCAAUGCUGAAGUUUCCUCCAACUGUUACGCGGCUAACUUUGAAAAAAACGCGCAUAAAGUGGGCCGAGCUAUCAAUCCUCCAAACCUUGCCGAGCCUUGAGGUUCUCAAAUUAUCAACGUUGGCCUGUCAGGGGCAAAUUUGGAACACAAGUGAACUUGAGGGGUUCUCUCAACUCAAGUACUUGAGGUUACAAGAUUUGGACAUCCAAGAAUGGAAUGCUUCCGAAGAUCAAUUUCCGAGACUUGAGGUCUUAGCGGUUAAAUGUUGUGCAUAUCUGAAGCGGAUCCCAAUUGAUUUUGCGAAUCUAAACGAACUUCGCGAAAUUGAGGUAUGGAGGAGCCGUCGCUCUGUGGAGGAAUCGGCCAGGGAAAUUCAGGAAGAGCGAAGAAAUACAAGAGGAGAUGAUGAUUGCAUAAAUCUCUUGACCCUAUCUAAUGUUUUAUAAUUGGAACCCCGACAAAAGUGACUAUCCAUGCAUUUCUCAUAAACCCCGGUUACUGUCUGUGCCAGUAGCCGAGUAGUCAUUUGGAUUACAGCAAAUUUUUAAUUAUUGACAAUUGGGCCUAUUGUCCCUGCCGUCGAUCUCUUCUUUAGCCAAUGCUCUAUUCUCAUCACUGUCUAUGGUGAGUGUUUCUACUGGUCGAUGAGAUGAGAUACAUAGGAAAUUCUUCCAUGAAAUUUGAUGUUUUUUCGAAAAAACUUUCAUGCCCCAAUGAGUUGUUUUUUACAUUUGCUCAAUACGAACAGUUAUUGGAAGCAUCGUUUGUAGAUAUCAGUUAUAUGAACUUCUGGCUAAUUAGUACAGGGUUUACCUCUAUAAGUACUGAUCCAUUGAUAGCCUUGUUUUUA
Messenger RNA from Rhododendron vialii, 4183 nucleotides. Its product is annotated as disease resistance protein RPP13-like. Gene Ontology annotation, biological process: defense response to other organism. Gene Ontology annotation, molecular function: ADP binding. Lineage: Eukaryota; Viridiplantae; Streptophyta; Magnoliopsida; Ericales; Ericaceae. The transcript has 5 exons. The record is from RefSeq and is a predicted model, not a curated record. Bases 96 to 3779 code for a protein of 1227 amino acids.